ACAGAGGACAGACAGACAGACAGAGGACAGACAGACAGACAGACAGAGGACAGACAGACAGACAGACAGAGGACAGACAGACAGACAGACAGAGGACAGACAGACAGAGGACAGACAGACAGAGGACAGACAGACAGACAGAGGACAGACAGACAGACAGAGGACAGACAGACAGACAGAGGACAGACAGACAGACAUUUAAUACAUUGAUUACCGGUGAAAGAACAAAACCAACUUCCGUCUCCGUAGCGUCUCACACGGAAAUAUUUAUUUAACUCCAGUUUAAUAACAAUGGAGAACACCUAACAUUUUAGAUUUAUAGUAACUCACAAAUAAGGCCAUGUAAAAUAGAAAAUAUAAUGCCUUUUUUAAGGUCAUUGUACUAGGCUCAAUAUAUUUGUUUGGUGCCAAAGGUCCGUGUUGCUCUAUGUUUGGUGCAGCAGCAAAAAUAAUAAAUAUUUAUUACCUUAAAAUCACGUUCGAGUUAUCUAACGGGUUGGGAGGACCAUAAAUCGUUAGCAAGUUAAAUUUUACAAAUGUAUAUUGGACCACUAGGCGAGGUCGGUUUGAUAUAAAUUUAACACACCUAUGACACCUAUGAUUAUGCUAUAUUAUGGUAGCAGGGAGCAGGGAGAGGGUCUGGUAUGAUGAUAAAGGUGGAAGAUGGUAAUAGGAACUCGGCAAUGAAAUAACGCAGUACCCUCGAGGUUGGCUUUAUUAGAUUUGUCUUGGCGAAUAGGUACUCUGGCCCAAGGGGCCUGUUUAAUAAAACUUACAAUUGUAAAAUACAAUGACAAUUUGAUGUUCAUUACGUAGCUAAUAUGAAACUGCAAAAUACUCGUGAUCACACACUCCGCAAUGUACAUCAAAUUGUCAUUGUAUUUUACAAUUGUAAGUUUUAUUAAACAGGCCCCAGGUGACUGAGUCGAAAGUAUAGGAUCUAAAUAAUAUAACAAAUAACGCAAAGGACUUUCCAGGUUACGUUUCCAAAACAAAAAUACAGAUGGCGCUGUACAAUGUUGCUUUCAUUUAACCUUUUAAUUUCAUGGAUAACAGACAUAACGUAACGAAUACCGAGGGGGAUGAUUCAGAUCAUAAAUCUGAGUUGAUAUCAAAUGGAAUUUGUUGUCGGAAAAUUCAUGAAAAUCUUAGUGUUCUUCUUAAUUAUUUUCAGUCCCAUACUUUUGCGACGGAAAAUUCCACUUCAUAUUAAGUCAGAAUCAUGGUCUGAAUCAUCCCUCAGUUUUCGUUAUGAUGUCACUAACAGCCUGUAUAUAUGCUGCAGCCAUUAGAUUCAAGUUUUGAAUAAUUAUGUACCCGACCAAUGAGAAAGUAGGUAAUUAUCACGUUAAAUCUAUAUAGAGCCAUCAAAUGUUUUUUUUUGGGAACAUGGACUGGAAUGUCCCUCAUUGAGGGGAUGGACUUGCGCUUAGCUGUGGGACGCAUAUAGCUAGGCUUUUUAGAUAAUUAGGAUAGUGUCCGACCGAACUGUCGGUAUCAGUGAAAACACGGGUUUUGGCUUAGUUUCGGUUUCGCCUGUAUUCAUAAUUACAGAGAAAACUCAAUAGGCUCGCCCCGUAUUACUGGGACUGCCUACCCCUUCUGGAAUACAAACGCGAUGUUAUCUUAUUAGUCCCAGUUCCAGUUAGAGGUAACCAAUCGUCGUUAUCAUAGGUAGAGAGGUCAGCAUCAAAAAUUACACCUACUGCAAGUGGUUAACUAGGUACUUAGUUAAAAAGCCUCUUUAGAAGGUAGGUAUCUUGAAAAUACGAGUAGAUAUUAUAAGUAAUAGUACUACUUAUACAUUAUGUAUUUUGUGGUAUUAGUAAAAGAGGUAAUUAACGAGUGUAAGUUAAUCGGGAUAGAGUUCUCUAUAAGAUUAUUUAAUUAUCAGGGUGAAACUUAAGGAAUCAAUUUCAGAUAAAGAGGUUUAUUGUGAACAUGCAUUUCAUAACAUAACAUCCUGCUAUCGACAAUAAAUACAGGCUGCUCGGCGCGGCGCCUUCUGUCUGACAGCUUAUAGUUAUUCGCACUCAUAUAGAGAUUUAAGGCGUGUAGUAGUUUGUGGUUUAGGUAUAGCUGUAAAAUCCAACAAACACUUGAUCGAUCGAUACGUGACUAUCCACACUCUCGUAUAUCCGCCCUCAAUGAAAUGUAUUUGAUAUUAGUGUAGCAUUACCAUUACAUUACCUACUGUUAAUCUUUUUAAACUCUCACACGUUUAUACUUAUAUUAUUAUAAGUAUUCAAAUAAAAUCGAGAAUGUUAGUACUACUCCAUUGCUUUACAUUAUUAACGUUAGAAAAUAAGCAAUAGAAUACACUCCCAUUUGACAUUAUUUUAGAUUUUAGAUGAACUGUUAGGAGAAUUAGCGUUUCGUGUAGGCAAGCCAGGGGCUAAAAAUAGUUCUCUUGUCUAAAAGUAAUGUUAUUUACGUUUGUGCAUCCGCUUUUACUAUCUUACGCCACACACAUAAUAGUGAAAUUAUAAAGUUCAGUAAGAAGUUACAGUUUGGGGUAAAAUGUCACGACAUAAGCAACCUACCACACUCGAAGAGAUGUCGUUGCGCAGACUUGGAGACUGGAUAGCACUACAAGCAGAAGCGAAGAUGAUACCCAUAGCGCUAAGGGCUCAACGUGAUAUAACUGGAGCACAAACAAUUAUUGCACAAAACGUGAGCAACGUUCGUUCGCUUUUAGCACACAACGUUCCCUGGAUGUUAUAUGACUCGUUAGUUAAUGAAGUCAUACGAGCCUUAAAUGAGUUAUUUGAAAAUACUAAACAAUCUUUGGGUUUCCGUGGAUCUAUGGGAAAAUUCGUCAGUCAAAUGAACGUAAUUGUAAGAAUGGCCGAAGCGGUGUUUACUAAUAAAUUAACAAUAGUUUGCAUAGACACUAUACCAAAGGUAUUGCGGUCAGUUUUUUAUUCCAAGUUACACAUGCUUUCCGGGUUAGUAUACUUGAAUCUUGGUUCAUUAUCUGGAGGUUGGAAAACUGCAGAUAUGGAAGAAUCAGUUAUCUAUGCUUUGAAAGAAUUACAUUGUCUUAAAUAUCUAUUUAUUAAUUAUGACUGUACUGAUAAUAUACUAAUAUGUAUAGUAGAAAACUGCAAAAAAAUCGAAAAAUUGGAUGUUUCGAGUUCCAAGUGCAUUAACAAUGAUAGCAUAAACAUAGUAUCAAAAUUGAAGUCACUUAGAAGUGUUCAGUUAUAUCGAACUCUAGUUACCCUAGAAGGCUUUGCAAAGUUACUGAUAAACUGUAAACAAUUAGAAGACAUAGGAAGAUGCGACGACAUUGGUAGGGUUCUAGAAUUUAUAGAUUUGACUAAUUCUGAAGCAAGACCUUUUCAGUUAAAGACCUAUGUUAGUCGAUAUGCUACAAAUAGUCAUUUACAGUUAGCAGUUGAAAUGUGUCCUUUUAUCAGAAGUAUCACAGUAUUCCACAGCUCGUUACAGACAGAUCUCAUGGUGCUUCUAGGUUUACAAGAUUUGCGAGAACUCAAACUGUUGUCGUGUGAUUUUUAUGCCGACCAAGUUAAACAAGUGCUUCAAGUGAAGGGUUGUAAUAUUACACAUUUACAUCUGGAGCAUGUAGAACAGAUAGACUUGAACGCUUUAAUGUACAUCAGUCAAAUGUGUCCUUUGCUUGAAAGUUUCACUCUUUACAACUGUACACUGAUACAACACACUUCUCUGUAUACAAAAAAGUUAGAAAUUAUGCCUUUUAGAAAUUUAAAAAAGUUGACAUGCGUAGCAGCGUGCACCGAUGAACAAUUGUUGUUCAUGUUGACAAAUUGCAUAAAUGUUGAAUUUAUUCAUAUAGGAACAGCAGUACAAUUUACUGACGAUUUCGUAGAAAAGCUGUUGAAUAAGAAUCCACUUAUACAUUUAAAAGAAUUACGGAUAAUGCAGUCCGACUUUAUGACUAUGGUUUCGGUGGAAAGGAUAAUUGAAAGUUGUAUGAGUUUAGAGUUGUUAGUGGAACUAGAAAGUUGGGUUUUAUUAACUGAAAACGACAGGGACUAUAUAAGAAAUUACAUAAGAGUAAACAAUCUUAAUAUAAACACAGCUCCGAUAAGGAGAUAUGACGCCUAAGUUGAAAAUGUCAUAAUGUAUACUUAUUCAUCUCUUUUAAGGGCUAAUAAAUUGUAGAUCGGAAGUAAUCUCAUUCACUUAGCUCACUUGCUUGUAUGUAAAAAAGUAGUUUAGUCUAACAGUAUCUAGAAAGAUAUAUAUAUAAAGAAAAAAGAUAUAUAUAUAUUAUUAUAUAUUACAUAUUUAAUUGUGUUAAAUAUGUUUAGAUGUAAGAUAUUAAAAAUAAAUAAUUGUUGCUACCUAUAAAAGCUGAA
Pectinophora gossypiella (pink bollworm) is the source of this 4346-nucleotide messenger RNA. RefSeq lists its product as uncharacterized. NCBI's taxonomy places the organism in Eukaryota, Metazoa, Arthropoda, Insecta, Lepidoptera, Gelechiidae. The record is from RefSeq and is a predicted model, not a curated record. Gene Ontology annotation, biological process: SCF-dependent proteasomal ubiquitin-dependent protein catabolic process. Gene Ontology annotation, cellular component: SCF ubiquitin ligase complex. The coding region runs from base 2521 to 4092 and encodes 523 amino acids. The transcript is spliced from 2 exons.